AUGAAUUCAUAUAAAAAAUAUGAUGUGGCUUCACAUAAAAUUUAUGAUGUUAUUUUAAUUGGUGGUGGUUUAUUCAAUUGCUGCUUGUAUUAUUAUUUAAAAUUAAAAAAUUCUGAACUGUCCAUAAUAAUAAUAGAAAAAGAAGAAAAGUUAGGAGGGUAUAUAAAGACAUAUACAUAUAAUAUGGAUGAUAAAAAGAUAUUAGUAGAGUUAGGUCCGAAUAUGUUUAAAUUAUGUAAUGAAAGUUAUAAUUUAAUUAAUAAACUUAAUUUACUUUCUAGUGUUAGAUUAUUAGAUGAUAAACUUAUAAAAUAUAUAUAUAAUAAAAAACAUCAUAAAUUAUAUCCUUUGUAUUUAAAUAUAUUUUCUUAUUUAUCUUUCCCUUUAAUAAAUAUUUCAAAUAAAAUUAAAUUACUCUUCAAAUUAAUAUUUAAACAAUAUAAAAAUUUAAAUUCAUAUAUAAAUGAUAUAUCUGUUGAAAAUUAUAUGAAAGAUAAUUUCGAUUCACAACAUUAUAAUUUUUUACUUUUGCCUUUUAUAUAUGGCUCGUGUGCAGGCAAUGGACAAAUAUCUGCACUUUCCUUCUUUUCAAGAAAUUUAAAGCUCUUUAAUAAUAAAGUGAAUUCUUUAUAUAUAUGGAAUGAUAAAAUUAAAAGGGAGAACCAAAAUACAAAUACAAAUACAAAUACGAAUACAAAUACACAAUGUGUUAAUAAUAAUUCUCUUAUUUAUCAACAUUUGAAUAAUAAAAAAAAAAAAAAAUUUUAUUUAUUUACACCAUGUUUUAAUUUAUUUUACCUUUCAAAUAAUAACUCAAAAAUGUUUCUAUAUAUAAAUGCCUUAUACAAUUAUUACUAUUCCUCAAAUAAGAAGACAAAACAAAAAAAUCUAUUGAAUUAUAUUUGUUACAAUAUUAAUAUUUUGUUGUUAUAUAUGAAACAAUUUUAUAUUAAUAUAUUUAGUCAUAUUUCUAUAUUUUUAAAAUGUACAUACAAACUUUUUUACCCUUUUUUAAUGUUACCUGAUCUAGCCAAAUGGACUAGCCAUAUUGAUGAAGAUGAUGAAAAAAAAAAAAAAAAAAAAAAAAAUUUAAUUGGAAAAACUAUUAGCUUUAAAAAUGGUUUAUAUGAAUUAAUAGAUAAAUUAAAAAGUCAUAUGAAUAAAGAUUAUAUAUUUACAAAUCAUGAAGUAGAUUUUAUUGAAAAGGCUUAUAAUGAUUUAUGGAUGUGUAACAUCAAACAUGAAAAGCAAAAUAAGACAAUAUAUGGUAAAAACAUAGUUUUAACUGUAAAUUCGAAAAUAUGUUCUAAUAUUAUGAGAAAGAUUUUACCGAUUAACAUAAGAGAUAUACUUUUAAAUUUUCCAUAUUCCAAUAUUAUAAGUAUAUCAUUAUAUUAUAAGAAAAAUGAUAUAAAUAUUCCUAACAACUUUUUUGGCUUUUUAUCAUCUGAUAAAUGUGCACAUAUCUUGGGAUGUUUUUAUAUUAAUAACAUGUUUAAAGAAAGAUGUAAUGAUGAUAAUACAGUAUUGUUAACAUUAUAUAUGGGUGGAUCAAAUCAUCCAAAUGAUAUUACUUUAGAUGAAAAUGAAAUUAAAGAAAUAAUUUCAAAAGAUUUAAGAAACAUAUUUGACAUAAAUAAUGAUGCACAACCUAAUAUUUUAAAAAUACAUAAAUGGAAUGAAGCAAUACCAUUUUAUUCAUAUAAUUACGAGAAACUCUUAAAAAUAUUUUUGGAUGAAUUAAAUAAAUCCUCUUAUAAAAAUUUGUAUGUCGAUUCUGGAUGGAUAACUGGAACAUCCAUAUCGGACAGGAUAAGAUCUGCACAGGAUUUGUGCGAAUAUAUCUUUUAUCAUGCGACUGAUCAAUCACAAUAA
Molecule: messenger RNA, 1875 nt
Organism: Plasmodium gaboni
Lineage: Eukaryota; Apicomplexa; Aconoidasida; Haemosporida; Plasmodiidae
Product: protoporphyrinogen oxidase
Exons: 1
Coding region: 1-1875 (624 amino acids)
Biological process (GO): porphyrin-containing compound biosynthetic process
Molecular function (GO): protoporphyrinogen oxidase activity, oxygen as acceptor
Source: RefSeq, a predicted model, not a curated record